Poecilia latipinna (sailfin molly) is the source of this 1673-nucleotide messenger RNA. Its product is annotated as microtubule-associated protein 4-like. Gene Ontology annotation, molecular function: microtubule binding. The transcript has 3 exons. Gene Ontology annotation, biological process: neuron projection development; microtubule cytoskeleton organization. The record is from RefSeq and is a predicted model, not a curated record. Lineage: Eukaryota; Metazoa; Chordata; Actinopteri; Cyprinodontiformes; Poeciliidae. Gene Ontology annotation, cellular component: neuron projection. The coding region runs from base 35 to 286 and encodes 83 amino acids.
GACCUGUUCACCUGUGUCCCCUUGUCCUCCAGCUAUGGCAGAGUUAGACCUGAGUCUAAGCGAUGCGCUGACCGACAGCCCCCCGCAGCCUGGCAUUGAGAGCAAGGUGGAGAGGGACUUCAUGGCCCAGCUGGAGGCGGAGGCGUUCGACGACCAGGUGAAGGAGACAGUGGGGAAGACGGACUACAUCCCCCUGCUGGACAACGACGACACGCGGGCAGACGCUGGGGCUGCUUUGGAGAAUGGAGAGCAGGAGGCUCAUGGGGUUCAAAAGCCUGAGGACUAAAACUCUUCUCCAUCGGCCCGAUGACUGCCUGUCGGCUCCGCUUCUGCUUCUGUGCACCUCCCCUCCUCUCUUCCUGUGCAGAACAGACCCACACACACACACACACACACACACACACACACACACACACACACACACUAGUUGUCUGAUACACGCCUCCUUCAUGCUGCAGAAUGGGGAAGGUCUGAGGAUGAGGGGCAGGAUUUUGUAGUUGGACUGAGUUCUGUACGCUGAGUUCCACCAAAUACUGCUGCGACGCAAUCCGGUUCCCUCCGCUGGGCCAGACUAAUCAGCCCUCGGCACUCUGCUGAUUCGGGGAUGUGUGCAUAAUCACAUUUGUUAAAAAUAUAUAUAUAUUACAAUAUUUUCCAUCGUAAGUCUGAGCUAAAAUAAUAAUAAUAAAAAAACAUCCACUUUGUUCAGUUUGACUUCAAAGCUUAAUGUGGCAGAAAGAAAUAAAGAUCAGGCAGACAUCGAGUUCAGAAGUUCACGUCCUCACACACCCCGUCUCCGAGGCGCAGACACACACCAUGCAGCGCUCUCCCUCUCUCUCUCUGUCUGAUACAGAUCAAAGUGAGUCGCCGGCGCUGCGAGGCCAGUCUGUCGACACGUCAACACCAGCACACACACUCACACUCCAACAUGACGAUAUGUUCACUUACCUAAGGACUGUUUGUUUUUCUUCCGUCUCUUCCUCCAUUUCACCCGUGAGUGAUGCGUCCCACUUAGACUGGUUUUAACCCAAAGGUAGCAACUUUUCAGGUUUUUAACUGGUCUCAUUUAAAACAAUUGUAGCAAAUAAAUGCUGAUUUUGUUAGCCUCAAAACUUCUUCUGCAGACUAUAAGUAGUAGUUCGCAAGCAGAAUGGGCUUCACUCAUUAGAUGGACACAUAAUCUGGUAUGGUGGCGCUGAACGCUUUAAAUAAAAACUACUUUGUCCUUUUCUCUGAGAAAAUACCAGCACAGAUUAAGGGUAGUCCUAUGGAUUUGGGGUGUUCCCUCUGAGGAGAUGAGAAGUACUUCUUUAAACUCGUGUUCUUUCCAAAUCCACCUCACCCUGAAUAAUAGACAGAGAACUGGAUCAUGCAAUCCGGUUCCCUCCACUGGGCCAGACUAAUCAGCCCAUGACUAACACCUUGGGUUAGAACGAAACGUUCGUCUUAUAAAACAGGACAAUACAUGGUAUCAGGUUCACAGGAGUGAUGCAACAUGAAAUUUUAACAUGAUUUUUUGGAAAAACUGCAGAUACCAGUUUUUAUUUUUACAAGUAGGGUAAAUCUUUCAGAAAGCCCCCCCCCCCCCCACCAAAAAAAAAAAAAUCUGUGUUUAGUGUAGAAUAAUCCAACGGUUGGCUUGCCCUAGCUUUUAUGUUUGUAUUAUUUUAAAA